CUCAGACCGCUUCACGGGAGAGAGCCAGGAGGACAACGGGUUCAUGUGAAAUAGUCGCCGUUGACUUUUGUCCACCAGUCGGAGGGACGAUGUCCAACCUGCCGUCCGGAUGUUCCAGCUCUGCUCUCCAUAAACACCUCUGGAAACCUGCAGGACGAUCAGAUCCCAGAUCCCAGAUCCCCGGAAUGUAGCUGUCGGUUCCCCUCUGGUGGUUGAGAAGUUUUCACAGAGUUUAAAGAGACGGUUGAUGAGAAGAUGUCAUUUCUGCGGUCAGUCAGAGCCCCCCCUCCUGAGAACAUCCACAUCUCCUCUCUGCCUCCCAGUGUUCCCACAGAUCAGGAGCCAGGACCGACUGGAGGACUGGCCGGUGACGUGGAGCGAGAGAAGGCAGCGAUUCAGACCACACACACACACAGAGUGUCCUCUGUCUUCCUCCAGAAACAGAAUAAUGAACCAGUUUCUAGUACUUACUUUGAACAGAGGGUCCCUGUUCCUGAGGAGGGCGGCCAGAGGGCGUUCAGUCUCCGUAAGCUGUGGGCCUUCACCGGGCCGGGAUUUCUGAUGAGCAUCGCCUACCUGGACCCAGGUAACAUUGAGUCCGACCUGCAGUCUGGUGCUAAAGCUGGCUUCAAGCUCCUCUGGGUGCUGCUGGCAGCCACCAUCAUCGGCCUGCUGCUGCAGCGGCUGGCGGCGCGGCUCGGCGUCGUCACGGGGAUGCACCUGGCCGAAGUCUGCAACCGCCAGUACCACACGGUGCCUCGUAUCAUCCUGUGGUUGAUGGUGGAGCUGGCCAUCAUCGGCUCAGACAUGCAGGAAGUCAUCGGUUGUGCCAUCGCUUUCAACCUGCUCUCCUCCGGCAGGAUCCCUUUGUGGGGUGGCGUCCUCAUCACCAUCAUCGACACGUUUGUCUUCCUCUUCUUAGACAAAUACGGCCUCAGGAAGCUGGAAGCCUUCUUUGGUCUGCUCAUCACCAUCAUGGCCAUCACCUUUGGAUAUGAGUAUGUGACAGUGAGUCCAGACCAGGGCCAGCUGCUGAAGGGGAUGUUCGUGCCGUACUGCGAGGGCUGCGGCCCCGUUCAGCUGGCUCAGGCCGUCGGCAUCGUGGGAGCCGUCAUCAUGCCUCACAACAUUUACCUCCACUCUGCUCUCGUCAAGUCUCGAGAAGUGGAUAGGUCGAACAAGGAAGAAGUGAAAGAGGCCAACAAAUAUUUCUUCAUCGAGUCGACCGUCGCGCUGUUCGUCUCUUUCCUCAUCAACGUGUUUGUGGUGGCUGUUUUCGCCGAGGCUUUCUACGGACGCACCAACCAAGAGGUGUACAGUGUCUGCAAUCAAACAGGAAGUCCUCAUUUAGACAUAUUCCCUCUGAACAAUCAAACUCUGGAGGUGAACCUCUAUAAAGGGGGAGUGGUGCUCGGCUGUUUCUUCGGCCCGGCAGCGCUUUACAUCUGGGCCGUAGGGAUCCUUGCAGCUGGUCAGAGCUCCACCAUGACCGGAACGUACUCCGGCCAGUUUGUCAUGGAGGGUUUCUUGAACCUGCGCUGGUCGCGUUUUGCUCGGGUGUUGUUGACCCGCUCCAUGGCCAUCACUCCCACCCUGCUGGUGGCCAUCUUCCAGGACGUGCAGCACCUGACGGGCAUGAACGACUUCCUCAACGUGCUGCAGAGCAUGCAGUUGCCAUUUGCCCUCAUUCCCAUCCUCACUUUCACCAGUUUGCCAUCUCUCAUGAAUGAGUUUGCCAACGGAUUAGUGUUUAAGAUCGGAGGAGGACUGGUGAUCUUGAUCGUGUGUGCCAUCAACAUGUACUUUGUCGUGGUCUAUGUGACGGAACUCGACAGCGUGUGGCUGUAUGUGCUGGCAGCGUUCCUCUACAUAGCAUACCUGUUAUUUGUUGGAUAUUUGGUGUGGUUGUGUCUGAUAGCUCUGGGAGUUUCCUGCCUGGAUCCGACCUCCAGCAGAGGGAACGACACCUCCAUCCUGAUGGAGCAGCAGCCAGAGUUCGACUCCUGAACCAAACCAGGACAUUUAUUUCAAAGGUGCAGCUGUGAGAAAACCCACUGACCUUUUUUUCCUCCAGCACAUUUAGUCUUCUUAAGUGCUGAUUUAUUUAUAACGUCCAGCGCCCACCGUCGUUUAAAUAGCAAAUGCACGUGCGCCCAUCUGUGCGCCAAUGGGCAUGCUGG
Messenger RNA from Perca flavescens (yellow perch), 2180 nucleotides. RefSeq names its product natural resistance-associated macrophage protein 2. The transcript has 17 exons. Gene Ontology annotation, molecular function: manganese ion transmembrane transporter activity; iron ion transmembrane transporter activity; cadmium ion transmembrane transporter activity. The record is from RefSeq and is a predicted model, not a curated record. Gene Ontology annotation, biological process: manganese ion transport; iron ion transmembrane transport. NCBI's taxonomy places the organism in Eukaryota, Metazoa, Chordata, Actinopteri, Perciformes, Percidae. Gene Ontology annotation, cellular component: plasma membrane; endosome membrane; lysosomal membrane. Bases 256 to 2007 code for a protein of 583 amino acids.